Molecule: messenger RNA, 985 nt
Organism: Odontomachus brunneus
Lineage: Eukaryota; Metazoa; Arthropoda; Insecta; Hymenoptera; Formicidae
Gene: Fer2LCH
Product: ferritin heavy chain
Exons: 4
Coding region: 140-844 (234 amino acids)
Biological process (GO): iron ion transport; intracellular iron ion homeostasis
Cellular component (GO): cytoplasm
Molecular function (GO): ferrous iron binding; ferric iron binding
Source: RefSeq, a predicted model, not a curated record
UAGGGUAUGAAAUGAAUACGCAUGCGCGUGCUCCGCCCCGUCAGCUGACUAUGAUUAAGUGAAAAGUCCUAUCGCCGGUUAGCGACACUCAUUGUUGGGGGAACGUCGAAACGAGAGUAUUCACGUUACUUCCUAUCGAAUGUGCGCACUGAUCAUUCACGAGAAAGCAAAGAUGCUGUUCUAUGGAAUAAUAUCUAUUCUUUUGGUAACUGCCUCUGCAGAAUAUUGUUACAAUGAUGUUGAGAACGCUUGCAGUACCAGACCUACCGCGACUGAUAACCCAUUAGUUCCAAACUGUAAUGCCAAAUAUGGAGCUAUUGAUGUACUUCAGACUGAGCUUCAAGCAUAUGCAAAUGCUAAUAUUGAAACCAGCUUUGAGUUUCUACUCAUAUCUACACAUUUUGGAAAUUAUGAAGCAAAUCGAGAAGGAUUUAAAGAAUUAUAUCGUAAACUUUCAGAUCAAUCAUGGGAAGAUGCUAUAGAUUUGAUAAAAUAUAUUACAAACCGUGGUGGCAAGAUGAACUUUAACCAGCUUCCACGCUUUAAGAAAAAUGUCAAGGAAAGCAGAGUAUUGGAAUUAAAUGAGUUGAACAGUUUAUCUAAGGCACUUGAUACUGAGAAACAACUUGCUGAUGAAGCAUUACGUAUUCAUACUCAAGCACAGCAUCAUACUAAACAAGAUGCAGCUGUUGCACAUUACAUUGAGGAACACUUCACGGAAUCAUUGACUGAACGGGUGAGACAAUUGGCAGGUUAUACAAAUGACUUAAAGAAGAUGUUGGAAGAACGUGACCCAUCUGUUUCCAUAUUUCUAUUUGAUGAAUACCUUCAAAAAGCUUUGUAAAUUGCCUGCAGAUAUAAUUUAAGGUACAUAUAUAUUAUUACUGACAAUAUGUUAUCACUAUUGUUUUGCUUUUAAUUGUGUCUAAUGUUUAAUAUGUAAAAUAGAAGAAAUAAAUGUAUAAAAACUUCUUAUAACCUAUAA